Molecule: messenger RNA, 11756 nt
Organism: Anolis carolinensis (green anole)
Lineage: Eukaryota; Metazoa; Chordata; Lepidosauria; Squamata; Anolidae
Gene: sema5a
Product: semaphorin 5A
Exons: 22
Coding region: 1332-4556 (1074 amino acids)
Biological process (GO): positive regulation of cell migration; neural crest cell migration; negative regulation of axon extension involved in axon guidance
Molecular function (GO): chemorepellent activity; semaphorin receptor binding
Source: RefSeq, a predicted model, not a curated record
GGUAGGCACCAAGGGCACAGGAGUAGGAGUGGAUUCCAAAGGUAAGUGAGGCUUCCGGUGUGCAUGGGACUGGUUUCCCCCUCUUUUCCUGUUUGCCAUAUGCUUUUGUUCCCUCUGGCAUUUCUUUUCUUUUGUUCAGUGAAAUCGACCCUUUAGACAUGCAGGAAAAGAAAAAGGAGCCAAGAUGCGCAAGAUAAGUAAAUUGGUACGUGGGGCCGGCUCUUCAUCCUCUUCCCUUUGGGAUUAUGGAUGGUAUGCAUAUGCCCUGGGGACCACGGCAGCUGUGCCCCAUUCUCCCCAGAGAUAUUUGCAAUUUUUCCAUUUUUGCAUGGGGGGAGACUACACCUGUAACAUUGUUAAAAUGGAGGGAUUACUGUGUGGGUAUUUGCAAUGUAAGAAUACAUCUCAUAGUAACUCCCACUCUUUUUUUUAUCUAUUGCCCCAUUAGAGAUCCUUUUUUCUAUGAUAUACAAAUGCUAUGUUGCUGAAAUAUAAUAAUUUCCACUCAAUGAACAUACAUGUUUGGUAUUUGUCUUGAGAGAUCCAGGUAUUUUCUUUUAGGGGCUCCAUUGCUUUUUAUCCACAAUUAAACACGUUGCUGCCAGGAAAAUGCCCUUGUCUAGUUUAUGCCAACAAGACAAAUGUGGUCACUGCAUAUAAAGAGCUUGUUUAAGGGUCAAAAACAUCCAGUGGUUGGUUGCUGCCUGUGAUAAGACUAAAACUGUAGGAAAACAAUUUUGAAAAUAAUUUCAUUUCUUGGUCUGGAAACAAGUUAAUUUUUGCCUGCGUGCAUUUAGGAUGUCUAGCAAGUGUUAAUUGCUUCCCACUGAAAUUAAACAAAGCAAAACACAAACACCCCCCUUCUUUCUCAGAUGCAUUAAAUGGAUGUUUGCCUGGCCUCUGGCUUCUAUUGAAAUUAAAGUUGUGCGGAUUUCAUGGUUGCUGUGGAUACAGGUAACUGUAUUGGGUUGAGAGGACACUUAAACAAAGCUGCCCUUGUCCUCUUAACAGAUGCAUGGGCAAAUAAUUUCAGAAAGAGGUAGAGUUAUUUGUACAGCAGGAACUGGUCUUUCUACAGUCAUGUAAAUGUGGGGAAUCAAAAGAACUUGCAAGGGCCAAAGAAAGCGUACAUCACUGCUGGCAGUGUGACUUCUCUGAACACGCCAGUACUUUUGGAAACUGACUUCUAAGAGAACAGCCAUUUAUUCUACACGAUGGCUGGUUUCUCAGUGGGGUGCAGUGGUCAGGUUGGGAAUGCUGAAAGGUCCUUUUCGCAUCUGAAUACAAGGAGAAUUAUUGGCUAAAGGAGAUGUGACCGAGCAAAGGCAACCAUGGCCAAUAUGCAGGAUGCCAUUCAAAUGGCCAUGCUGUUGAUAACAAGCCUGGGAAUAUUUUGCUUGGGAAUGGCGGCAACAGAGGAUUCCCAUUGUCAGCGGGCUGAGCAUCCUGUUAUUACUAGUGAAGAAAUUGCUCCCUGGUUACAUAUAUUUAGAGCUGAAAAUGCUGUUGACUUUUCUCAGAUAACGUUUGAUCCCAGACAAAAAGAACUCAUUGUUGGAGCAAGAAACUACCUCUUCAGGUUACAUAGUGAGGAUCUUUCUCUGAUCCAGGGUGUAGAAUGGCGUUGUGAUGAAGCUACUGAAAAAGCUUGUUACAGUAAAGGAAAAUCAAAGGAGGAAUGCCAGAAUUACAUCCGUGUUCUCCUUAUUGGUGGGGACAAGCUCUUUACAUGUGGAACAAAUGCUUUUACACCUAUUUGCACUAAUCGAACUCUAAAUAACCUGGAAGAGAUACAUGAUCAGAUCAGUGGCAUGGCACGAUGUCCAUACAGUCCCCAGCACAACUCCACAGCUCUCUUAGCCAGUACUGGUGAGUUAUAUGCUGCAACCGUCAUGGACUUUCCUGGAAGGGAUCCUGCCAUUUAUCGCAGCUUAGGGAUUCUUCCUCCUCUCCGAACUGCACAAUAUAACUCCAAGUGGCUCAAUGAACCAAAUUUUGUGUCUUCGUAUGACAUUGGAAAUUUCGUGUAUUUCUUCUUCCGAGAGAAUGCUGUGGAACAUGACUGUGGGAAAAUAGUAUUUUCUCGGGCUGCUCGGGUUUGUAAGAAUGACAUCGGGGGCAGGUUUUUGCUAGAGGACACUUGGACCACCUUCAUGAAAGCUCGUCUGAACUGUUCCCUCCCUGGAGAAAUCCCAUUUUACUACAAUGAAUUACAGAGUACGUUCUUCCUGCCAGAACUGGACUUAAUCUACGGGAUCUUUACCACUAAUGUGAACAGCAUAGCAGUUUCAGCUGUUUGUGUAUUCAACAUGACUGCAAUAACACAAGUCUUCAGCGGGCCAUUCAAGUACCAGGAGAAUUCCCGUUCUGCCUGGCUUCCUUAUCCCAACCCAAACCCUAAUUUUCAGUGCGGCACCAUGGACCAAGGCCUGUAUCUGAACCUGACAGAGAGGAAUCUUCAAGAUGCCCAGAAGUUUAUUUUGAUGCAUGAAGUGAUACAGCCUAUCACACCAGUUCCAUAUUUCAUGGAGGACAACAGCCGUUUUUCCCAUGUGGUGGUAGAUGUGGUACAAGGCAAAGACAUGCUUUUUCAUAUAAUCUAUUUGGCCACAGAUCAUGGCACAAUUAAGAAGGUGCUUGCUCCAGUUAAUCAGAUAUCAAGCAGCUGUUUGCUGGAAGAGAUUGAUAUUUUCCCUAAGAAGCAGUGGGAGCCCAUCCAGAGUCUGCAGAUUUUACACAGUCAGAGUGCCCUAUAUGUGGGCCUCCAGAAGAGUGUGGUGAAAAUCCCACUGAAGAGAUGUCUAUUCUACAAAACAUACAGUGCAUGUGUUGGAUCCCAGGACCCUUACUGUGGCUGGGACUUGGUGCUAAAGAAAUGCACGCCUUUGGAAGAAAGCCUGAGCAUGAGUCAGUGGGAGCAAAGUAUCUCUAUGUGUCCAACAAAGAAUUUGACUGUGGAUGGCCAUUUUGGGACCUGGUCAGAAUGGAAGUCUUGUACACACACAGAUGGCACCAACGUAGGCUUCUGCCUCUGCAGAACUCGCUUGUGUGACAACCCAGUUCCACAGUGUGGGGGUCGGCAGUGUGAAGGGCCAAUCGUGGAGAUUGUCAACUGUUCCAGGAAUGGAGGCUGGACUCCUUGGACAUUGUGGUCUCCUUGCAGUACCUCCUGUGGGAUAGGCUUUCAAGUCCGCCAGCGUUCCUGCACCAAUCCAAGCCCUCGACAUGGAGGCCGUGUCUGUGUGGGACAGAACCGUGAAGAAAGAUAUUGUAACGAGCACUUGCUGUGCUCCCCACAAGUCUUCUGGACCGGUUGGGGUACAUGGGAACGUUGCACAGCCCAGUGUGGAGGAGGGAUUCAGGCCCGCCACAGAAUUUGUGAGAAUGGCCCCGAUUGUCCUGGUUGCAACAUUGAAUAUCAAGCUUGCAAUACAAGCCCCUGUCCCGAACUGAAAAAGACCACACCAUGGACACCGUGGAGUCCCGUAAACAUCUCUGAUAAUGGCGGCCACUACGAGCAACGGUUCCGAUAUACUUGCAAGGCCCGGCUGCCUGAUGCAAACUUGUUGGAUGUAGGAAGGCAGCGGAUUGAAAUGCGUUACUGUUCUAGUGAUGGUUCCACCGGAUGCUCCACCGAUGGUGACUUCAUGCACUCUGGACGUUAUGCUGCCCAUACUAUUAAUGGUGCCUGGUCUCCCUGGUCUCCAUGGUCCCAGUGUAGCCGAGACUGCAGCAGAGGCAUUCGGAAUCGGAAGCGUAUUUGCAACAAUCCUGAGCCAAAGUACGGAGGGCUGCCUUGCCUGGGGCCAUCUCUCGAAUACCAAGAAUGCAACAUUCUCCCAUGUCCAGUUGAUGGCAGCUGGUCUUGUUGGUCAACGUGGUCCAAGUGCUCCACUACUUGUGGAAGUGGACAUUACAUGCGGACCCGAUCAUGCACAAACCCAGCACCAGCUUAUGGAGGUGACAUCUGUUUAGGGCUCCACACUGAAGAAGCCCUCUGCAAUACACAGCAAUGUCCAGAGAGCUGGUCUGAGUGGUCAGAGUGGUCUGGCUGCAAGUCAUCUGGAGUCCAGUUCCGCAACCGCCAGUGCAAUGUUUUAUUUCCUGUGGGUCACCAGUGCUCUGGGAAUACUACUGAGAAUCGGCCAUGUGUUUUGGAUUCUAACUUCAUUCCAGACAUAACAGUAGCAAGAACCAGGGGCAUCAAAGAAAAACGAUGCGGAGAGUUCAACAUGUUUCACAUGACUGCAGUGGGGCUUAGCAGUUCCAUUCUUGGGUGCCUUCUGACACUUCUGGUUUACACCUAUUGCCAGCGAUAUCAGCAGCAGUCCCAUGAUGCAACUGUCAUCCAUCCAGUAUCUCCUGCGCCUCUUAAUACCAAUAUUACUAACCAUAUCAACAAGCUGGACAAAUAUGAUUCUGUGGAAGCCAUCAAGGCAUUCAACAAAAAUAAUUUGAUCUUGGAAGAGCAGAACAAGUACUUUAAUCCACAUCUUACAGCAAAAGCCUACUCCAAUGCCUAUUUUACAGAUUUGAACCACUAUGAUGAAUAUUAAAAGGGGUACUGUAGAACAGCUGUUUUCUCCUGGAGUGUAAGUCAUUACAGCACAGUCAAAUGUACUUGUGUCAUGUUACUGCCCCCUUUGCUGCAGACGAGUCAAAGGUUCUUUUCCAAAGUGUUGUACUUCAGUACAAUAAUUUGUACUCCCUAAUUACACUGGGACCUAUGAACAAGAAGUGGGCCAUUUUGUAUAGGUCAAUUAGCUUGGCUCAGUGUUCACCCGACUCAUCAUUUGUUUCAGCUUUUCACAAUUGUCUAAAGCUGAUUAAGGACUGUCAUUCCACUUCCAUAGGAGGAAGCUUUUCUGCAAGUGGGAGACUCCGAAAAGAACAAUAGAUUAUUGAAUGGAAUUGCACCAAUUGUCUGCGAGUAAGCCCUCAGAGUUCAGCCUGUGUUUUGCUGACUCCUAAACACUUGGAACCAUGAAGCUGUUUUGAACUUCAAGAAGAGUACUUUAUGGUGAGGCUUCAGGCCACCUGCGGUUUGCAAAACAGAUGCAGGAGGGAGAGGCAAACACAAGUAUAAAUGGUGGAAUAAAUCAAAAACAUGCACAACUCAUCUGUUUCAGCCUGCCAGGACAGGAGCAUCUGUGUAAAGGAAGCAGCAACUGGCUUAUUGAAUUAUUCCUGUGCGCUGUUGAUACAUGGAUUUGUGUAUAAUGUACACUUUUAACAGCAGAAGUGCAAGGGAGCCACCUGGAUUGUUACCAACCAGUUGACUUGCAGUUCCACCAUUUCCUUUGUCCCAUCCUGCAGAGGUGUAGACAGAAAGCACAAGUGCUUCCUUUGAAAACUUCAUCAAGAAGAAAAUGGCAUAAAAUAUAAUGAGUAGUGCAUUGUUACAACAGUUUUGAUGCAGACAGGGCUGCAGUCUAUGCCCAUUGUUCAGAGAAUUAGCCUCACUGAGCUUCGUGGGACCUACUUUCCAGUAGACACGCAUCGAACUGUGCUGUAAGUGAAUCUUAUCCUCGUGCCCAGGCUGUGUAAAUAAUUGAAGGGCUUCACUGUGCAGAAAGGUGGCUUUAGUCCUGACAGGUACAACACUGUCAGGAAAAUAAAAACAUCGGGCUCCACAUUUGCUAUGAGCUCACUGCCCUGUUGUUUGGGUUUUAAAAAGUCAAUCUCUUUCAAUGAACUUGAAACAUUAGGUUGUAGUGCUUCAACAAAUCAGUGACUGAAAAAUGUACAGUUUGAAUGUUUCUUCCUAAAGGAAAUACCAAAUAAGAUGUUGCAUAUUUUAGUAGCACAAAAAAAGAUGAAGAAGAAUGGGUGGGUGGGGGAGGCAGGAAGCCUGGGCUGUGUUUUCCGUGGAUGUUUGCAUUGCAUGCUUGAUUUUGGGCUCAGUUUGUACAGUCUGCUGCUUCCUCUUUCGCUUGCUCCAAGCAUAUGAGUUUGAUGCUUAGUGCCUCAGGCCAAUGGCUUGCACUUUAUGCCAGCAGUCCUUAUGCUUGCAUCCAUACAUUGAAGGCCUAAUAUAGCAGAAUAAGGACAUCUCUGUAUAGGCGAGUAUCCCUUAUCUGAAAUGCUUGGAACCAGAAGUGUUUGGAUUUUUUUCAUAUUUUGGAACAGUGUUUUUUUCCCUGUGGGUACAUCAUGAGAUAUCUUGUAGAUGGGACCCAAGUCUAACCAGGAUAUUCACUGAUGUUUGAUAGAAACCUUGUACACAUAACUUAAAUGUCAUCAUUGCUAACACAUAAUACUUUACAUUUUGUGCAUGAAACAAAAUUUGUGUACAUUGGACCAACAAAAAGUAAAGGUGUUCCUUUCUCAGCCACAUAUGUGGAUAAUUUAAGAUUUUGGAUUAGUUGAGAAUUUGAAAAUCUGGAUAAGGGAUGCUCAACCUCUGUAACCUUCCUCCAUACUUGGGACUGUUUAUCACCAAGCACUUGCAAGACUUCAUUGGGUCUUUAGAAAUGAUUGAGCUCUAAGUAGAAAAUGUAUGGAACUUUAGAUUUCUUCUGUGUCCUAGAAAAUACAAAAGUUGGAAAGGUUUCUAUUUGGACUGUAGGUCCCAGAAUCCACCAGCCAACACAGCCACUAUCUAUGCUGGUGGGUGAUUCUGGGAAUUGCAGUCCAAAAAAGAAACCUUUCCAAGUUGUGGUAGAAGGCAUUGCUUUUCUGCUUUCUGGCUCUUUCCGGUUUAUUAUACUAAGAGCUGGAUAGAGAACUGUGGUAUGCAAUGAGGCUGAAUGAAAAGCACCCAAAAUUGGAAAGGAAAUAAAAAUGAUAGCUGCACCAGUAUUUUAAGUGGUUACAUAUGCUGUAGGGGAAAAAAAGCUUGACCCAAACAGCUCUUACUAAGAUGUGGUUUCAUAAAAACCUUAUUAAAAGUUUUCCCCCAAAUGGAUUGAAAGCCAUCUCUACUUGUGCAGCUAUUUUAGGUAUGUUUGCCCAUGGCUGCAUUGAGUCUGUGUUUGUAAAAUCUUUUCACAGCAUACGAAGUACCAGCCCUAAGAGUUGUGAUCAUGCAAAAACCCUACAGGCAGACAUGCUUUUGUUGCAGUUGGAGUCUCUGAGGUCAGGACUGAUCUGAGUGUCUAGUUAAAUUGGAGGCAUGAGGAGAGCCCAGGGGAGCUUUGAAUCUAAACUUCACCCUGCUCUGCUUCCAUCUCACUCUGUGAAGGAAUUGAAAGCUCGAGCUCUUGCCAUUAGGGGCAAGAACUGGAACCAGAGAUCAGAUCUCUGAGGUUGGAGCUCUGCUUCUGACCAUGGCUGGUGUCUCCUGCAGCUCUUUGGACACUGAUCCAAGUGUCAAAGGCCUGGAAAAUCAUGGCCUUGUUUGCUUCUAAAUUUCAAGAGCUACAACAAUAGUCUCAAUUUCCUUCCCCUUAGUCCCUAGAAUUUUUUUUAAAUACUCCUUUUCAUAGAAUGAUAGCUGGCACGACUCCAGCAUCUCUUCUCUUUGUGUGUUAGCAAUGAGUUCAUCCUUCUAUGAUGCCCACCUACCAUCCAGGUGAAGGCUGUUUUAAUAACAUAUCUUGGUAUUAUUUUUUAUCUUUAAUACAUGAUAAUGAGAAAUAUUGUGCCUUGCAGGCUCCAUUCCCACCUUUUGCCGUACCUGCCUAGAGUUUAAGGAAACCUAAUCUCAUCUCUGCAUUUUAAAUGCACAUAAAUCUGUUGGAUGUCUUUGAAGCCCAUGGCUAAACAUUUUCCAUUAUCUUAGUCAUGAUUACAUCUGUCCUGUGCCAGAGUUUGGUGCAUUUAAAGGGUUUAGUUUCAGUGCAUUUGACCAACCUAGCCCUUGUCAUACUUCCUUUGUGAUAGAAGUAUAGCAUUUGAGCAAGUUUCUUUUUUCUCCCUAAUCGCCUGAACUUUCUAGGCUUCCUAAAUCCUUGGGUAGACUGAACCUUGUUUCAGUUCAACAGAAGUCUCUUGUUAUUAAUAUAACAGGUAAAACAUUUUCCUGUAAACUACUACUCUGUAUCUGCAUUCCAAAAAUAUGUUCUCUAAGCAUUUUGUAGGUCCUCCAAAACAACUCUGACAUUCUUGAGUCAGAGGCCCUUCUUUUCAAUAGGGUUUACUAGUUUCUGCAGUUGUGUGUAUACUAUACAGGAUAUAGUAGUUGUACUGUAUUCUGACAUGUAAACCAAAAUGUGCCUGCUUUCCUUCAUACAUACUGCAAACUAUUUCAAUAAAGAACUGGUAAUGGACAUACAUUCCAGCAUGGAAUUUGCUAUGGAGCAGCAGGGAAAUUUCCCCACUCCCCAGCUAUAUAUAAAUUCUGAAAAAUCUUUUAAAAUAAGACAGCACAACCAGUCCCGUUAGUUUAUAAAAGCCUAACAGAAUAUAAAGGUUUUGACCUGUCCAUGUAAGGAGAGAAGGCUGUCCUGGGCUCUCUAGAGAGAGCAUUCCAAAAUCUAAGAUUACAGUGUUCCCUCACUACUUCACGGUUCACUUUUUGCAGAUUCGCUGUGCGCAGACGUUUCUUCAAUUGGGAUGGUUUAAUCUAAUUACGAAGACUCAAUCCUGAUUCUGCCAUCAAUUGUGAUGGUGCUAAAGCCAAUUGGGAAGACUCAAGCCAAUUGUAAUGGUGUCAAAGCAAAUUGCAAAUGCUGUUUCCACUGCUGAGGGGAUUUUUGAAUCUUUUAAUCCCUCUAGAUUAUAUAUAUAUCACCUUUAUAUGAGGGGAAGGAUUACAGGGGGUGAUCUUUAUUUCAAGAUCCCAGCCUGUCUCUGUAGUUAGGGAUUUCUGUAUUGUUGUUCCCUUUCUGAGGUAACUGUGACUGUUACUCUUCCCCAAUUAGGUGAUUUAUUAAGGUAACUGCUAUCAACGUGAGGCUUUUGAAUUAUCACCGAUGAAAUUGGGCUCCACAGACGCAGAUGAGAUGAAAUGAGUCAGUUGUUAACAAAGAACAACAAGUUUAUUGCGUACAAAGCUUAUGGUUGCAGGUUGAUAGAUUUACUUAUGGAACUUUAGAUAAAUAAGUGGUUUAAUAACUCUUAUAACCACCACAACAGUAGUCUCUGGUGUAAUUCCACUCUCACUCUCCUACUGAUGAUAUAAAUUGUAGCGAACUCUAACCUCAGCUGAGCUCCUUAGUGAACAAUGUCCUAACUACAAUAAAAGCCUUUAAUUUGAUCUACUACCAAUCAAAUUCCUGAUCACUAGUCCUUCCCAACUAGAGAUCUUUACUAGGCUCCCUUUAGUCUGCCUUGACUAAAGAUUUUGGCCAGGCCUGUCUCCUCAGCCCUUCUUGACUGAAAAGCCUCCAGCCACGCACGCACUCCUUCUUUUUUAAAACUCCCCCUUUUUCCUUUUCUUGGCUCCGCCCACUUCUCCCUCUGGUGAGCUAGCCAGCUCCGUCUCCUUGGUAACAGCACUACUGUGGAUUGAAACAAGAUGGCUUCUGUUUCAGCUACUGUGUCAACUAAACACAAAUAUAUACUCUAACAGUUAAAAUUAAACAUAAUAACUAUGACUUCUCCACAGCUGUUUCAUGGUUUUUUUUAAUAAACUCUAAAAUAAUAUUAUAAAUAAUAAAAAGUACAAUUUACAGCCUAAGGAAGGGAGGAAGGAGAAGCCAAAGGGUGAGAAAAGGAGCCCAAGCGGCAACAGGAGGAAGAGGCGAUUUAUCAACACACGACUGGUUGAUAAAGACUUAAAAUAGUGUAUAACUACUAAAAUAAUGUAUAAAUAUUAAAAUAAAUAUAGUGUCUCCACAGAUUUUCACUUAUUGUGGGUGGUCCUGGAACCUAACCCCCGCGAUAAGUGAGGGAACACUGUAGCCCCCCAAAAGGAUCUCUCUCAUUCCCACCAAAUGAUCCUUAGAAGGAGUUGGAACAGAGAGAAAGAUUUUUCAAAAUGGUCUUAGAAUUCUUAUGGGCUCAUAAGAAGCUGUAUCAUUGGUCAAAAUGAGCAAUGUGAAUUGUGUUCUAGAAGAGACCGGCAGACAGCUGUUGCAACAAGGGUAUUGCAUGCCAGCCAGCCCACUUAGCAACCUGACAGCAACUCUUUGGACCAAGGUUUCUGAGCACUUUUCAAAAGCAGCCCUACAUAAAGCACAUUGCAGUAGUUCAAAUAGGAUGUAACCUCGUUUGUCCCGUUUUCCAGUUGAAGAAACGCAUGGCCCCCAAAUGUUGCUUGAUGGCAACUCCAAUCUGCCCCAACCUUUUUCUCUUCCCUCCCUUUCAUCUAGCAGUGUGGGCAAAGUGUAGCCUUCUGUCAAUGGUCAAUUCAGACUUCUGACCAAAGCUGUCCUUCAGAAGAAGAACCAAGUUGGUAGAUGAUAAUUAGAUGUAAGUCGACUGAGCGCACUUUUUCCUCCCCUCUACCACCAACCUUUCCCCUUGGAUUCACCCCUAGAACAUGUGGCUUUCUGCUGAAAAAUGUUCUUCACUCUUGUUUAGGGCUGUUUCACAUCUACAUGGAGAUCUUCAAAGCUAGCUUCCCAUGCAGGUCAUUGGGCAUUCCCAGGAGCUUCUUAUUGCUUAGAAUUAGACAUGAAAUGAAAGGCUCAAUAUGUAACUCACAGAUUUGCUGUUGUGAAUUACUAUCCUCACUAGCGGAAGGAAUAAAGACAAGUUCUGCAGUUGGGAGCUUUGUGUGUUUCUCCUUCUGCAGCACCAUCUAGUUGACCUUUGGAGUGCAGAUAUCAAGUUUCCUUGUUGUUCCUUCACACUCCUGUGUGUGGGAGACUCUGGGCAUCACUCUUCUCACUUGCCACAUGUAAGUUUAUCUUGUUGCUAGGCUACUGGGAAUUUAUACUCCUGCCUUUAAGUAGUAUUUUGGGGAAUUGUUUCAUUUAUAUUUAAAACUCUUUUCUGCAGUACAUGGAAUAAAUAUUAAAAGAAUUCAGUUUGAGAAGCCUUAUUAUAUAUUUAAACAUAAUUAGGGUUCUGAUAGAGUUGUCUAAAUGAUAGAGUUAGUAUGCGAGAAGAUUUCCUUCCCAAAGAGAACAUGCCUUCAAAUUUGUUUGAUGGGUAUGAAAAGCAUGGGACAACUGUCCCUUUCUUGAAGCAGGGCUGAACAUUAAAGAAAAGACUGCUCUUCCCAUAAAAUAGUGUCAAAAGAACAUACGAUCCAUGUUGGAUCAGACCAAAAGCGUUCUUUUCACACAGAGAAAUCUCUGGGAGACACACAAAUAUGACCUGAGUGCCGCAGCAAUUUCUCAUUUGUGUUUUCCAGCCAAUGUUACAUAGACUGCAUCUGACACUGGAGGUGGGACAUAGACAUCUUCAUUGUAGACAUCAAUAGCUACAUUCCCCCAGAAGUUUGUGUAAUACUUAUUAUGGAAAUAAAAUGCACAGUUGAACUAUAUGUUCUGUGAAGUAAUUCCUUUCAUGUGUUCUGAACUUUCAACUUCAUUGUGACUCUGGUUCUAAUACUAUUAAAAGAGAUCAGCUUCAAUCCCCAGCACACAUCAUUUUGUAUACGUCUUUCAAUCGUGUAUCCUUUUUCCACCCUGAACAUGCUGAGAUUUAACAGUAACAUUGGUCUUGUGCAUUCAAGGAACACAUAUCAAAACCAAAACCCACAUCUUUUUAAAUGGCAAGCUGAAAGAUUGUUAGAUUUGAUCUUCAUAAGAAGUUGGAGAGAACCAGGUGGAAAAGGAGUCUUUUGCCUUGAUCAGCUCUAACUGUAUGGGGAGGGAGUUUUCUUUGGCGUUGCUCUACAAGUGACAUUGCCCUUGUAUACCAUUGCACCGUGCCACUGUUUUUCAACUUGUAAAUUUGUAAAUAAACUAAUUAUUAACAGA